This is a messenger RNA of Austrofundulus limnaeus, 3531 nucleotides long. It is a transcript of the gene tap2t, whose product is annotated as transporter associated with antigen processing, subunit type t, teleost specific. The transcript has 12 exons. Gene Ontology annotation, cellular component: membrane. Gene Ontology annotation, biological process: transmembrane transport. Lineage: Eukaryota; Metazoa; Chordata; Actinopteri; Cyprinodontiformes; Rivulidae. Bases 306 to 2435 code for a protein of 709 amino acids. The record is from RefSeq and is a predicted model, not a curated record. Gene Ontology annotation, molecular function: ATP hydrolysis activity; ABC-type oligopeptide transporter activity; ATP binding.
CCAGUCUGUGAAACGCCUGAAGACUUCUGCCAUCUAAUUCUGCUGCUAAAAUAUUAUUAUUUUUUCUUUAUAUGAAUAUAAUUCUACAUAAAUGAAGACAAAAUUUAUUAAACUGUUUUUUAUGACCUCGUUUCGAGUUUUUAACAAAUUCGAGCCUGGUCUAAAUCGGCCGAAAGUGAAACUGAAAGUUAGCCACGAAGCAGUUAGCGACAAGCUAGUGAGCUAGCAGUGACCUGUCCUGUGGAAACAAGAGGAGGCGGAAUAAAGGAUCAGUGUUUUGAAGCUGAACCAUCCUCCAGAGGAAAAUGAAAGAAGUSAUAAUCUACGGAUUAUUCAUCCUCUUCCUGGAUGUGCUUCUGUGUUCGGCUCGGUGGGCCGGGCUGCUGCUGCUGGGCUGCUCCAGCUGUGGUGGUCUUACAGAACUGUGGCUCUUCGGACUGAUGAAGGGGGUUUUCCUCCAUGUUUGCGCCUCUGCUCUGACAGACGGAAAGCUCCGGACUGUGCUGUGCAGGUUUUCAGCUCUCCUCUGCCUUCUCCCUCCUGUGUUUGAAACCGGACGGAUCCUUCAUGCGCCUCCAUCUGAGCCUGACUCAGGACCUUCCCCAAACCUCAGCUURCUCUUUCUGGGCGCAGCGUCCUCGUCACUGGCCUGUGGAAUUUGGGAAAAUUUGCUCAGCGGAGAUAAAAACAAGGAAAACGUCAAACUGGACACUAAACGAAUUCUCAUGAGGGUGCUGACGUAUUUCAAACCAGACUCGCUUUAUCUGAUCGCAGCUUUCAGUUUCCUCAUUUUAGGAGUUUUUUGUGAUACAUACAUCCCUUUGUGUCAGGGGAAAGUUAUUGAUAUUCUCAGUGGUCAAGAACUUCAAACUGGUUUUGGUUAUGCAGUCGGGCAGCUGGUGCUGAUUUCAAUUGGAAGUGCGCUGUUCUCUGGGAUGCGAGGAGGAAUCUUCAUGUGUUCACUGGCCAGACUGAACAAGAGGCUGAAGCAUCUGUUGUUUCACAGCCUCCUGCAGCAGGAGGUGCACUUCUUUGAGGAGAACAAUCCAGGAAAGCUUUCGUCCCGUCUGCACAGUGACGUUGACAGGAUGGGCCGCACCGUAGCGCUCAACGCCAACGCCACGGUCCGCAGCGCGGUUAAAACCAUCCUCAUGCUGAGAGUGAUGUUAGGUCUGUCGUGGGAGCUCACGCUGCUCACCUGCAUAGAAAUGCCUCUCCUGGCAGUGAUGCAGAAUAAAUACAUCAGCUUGUACAAGGAGCUGAAAGAACAGACUCAGGAAUGUCACGCUCAGAACAAAGACCUGGCCUCUCAGACGGUCAGCGGGAUUCGAACGGUCCGCAGCUUCCGCGCAGAGAAAGACGAACUGAGGAGGUAUGACGUGGCUCUGGACGAGCUGUGCGCCAUCAAGAGGCGUUCAGGGAUCUACAGCGCCGUCCAUCUGUUAAUACGAMGGAUGGUUUCUCUGGUUAUAAAGACGAUCAUGUUGAUUCAAGCUCGCAGUCUCAUCUCCUCCGGUCAGCUCAGCAUCGGGAGUCUGGUCUCUUUUUUCUUGUACCAGAAGCCCAUGUCAGUCAAUUUAAAAGAGAUUAUGUAUUGCUACGGAGAGACGGUGUCCACAGUUGGAGUCAUUUCCAAAGUGCUGAGUUAUCUCGACCGGACACCGAAGUGUCAGAAGGAGGGAGACCUGGCUCCUGAGAGCCUGGAGGGCAGAAUCGUUUUUCAGAACGUCACUUUUAGUUACCCUUCUUCAGACAAACCAGCGUUGAAGUCCGUGUCGUUGGAGCUGCAGCCGGGGAGGAUCACAGCUCUGGUGGGUCCCUCCGGCGGUGGAAAGACUUCCUGCGUCAGCCUCCUGAAGAGGCUUUAUGAGCCUCAGGAGGGUCAGAUCCUGCUGGAUGGAGCGCUGCUGCACCACUACAAACACAAAUACUUCCAUCAGAAGGUAGCGCUGGUUUCCCAGAAUCCUGAGCUGUUUUCUGGUUCUCUGAGGUCCAACAUUGAAUACGGUCUGAAGGACUGCACUAUUGAGAAGGUGGAAGAGGUUGCAAAGAAGAUCGGCGCUCAUGAUUUCAUAUCAGAAAUGGAGAACAAAUACGACACCGAUAUAGGCGAGCGUGGAGGCAAACUGUCAGAGGGACAGAAGCAGAGCGUCGCUGCAAUCCGAGCUCUGAUUCAAGACCCGCGGGUCAUCAUUCUGGACGAGGCUACGAGUAAACUGGACGUCGAUGCAGAGCAGGCGGUGCUGAGGGAGGUUCUGGCCCACGGGCGGACGGUUCUGGUGGUGGCCCAUCAGCUCAGGAUCGUGGAGAAGGCCGAUCACAUCGUCUUCCUGGAGGACGGGUCGGUCCAGGAGGAGGGAACUCACGAAGAGCUGAUAGAACGCAAAGGAAGAUACCAUCGUCUGAAGGAGGAGCUGUUCUCUGAAAACCCCUGAAGGUUUUCUGUUUGUAAAUAUUUAUCCCGACUGGAUUCUUUCCUCAACUUGUUCAGAUGUUUUUACUGCAGGUUGGUUUUGUACGAGCGCUUCAAAUUGAAGACAGGAACUCUGCUGACAUGAUGAGUUAGUGUUUUAACAAAGCUUUGUUUUUAAUGAAUUUUAAAUUCUACUUAAUGUGAGAUGUUUCUGAUUUUUUAUUUUUUCGCCAUCAGGAAUCUUUUGCCUACAURAAAGGAUAMAUUUAAAGCAAUAURUKUACAYACACUAAAACAAACUUUACUUUUUAUUUAAGUUGCAGAAAAUGAAGCAAAACAUCAAAUCAUUUUCCAAAAAAAGAAAGAAAUAUGAAUUUAUAUAUUCCCAAUAUGURCUCCUUAUUCAGAAACUGCCAGUCAGUUUUCUUAAGUGUUCUCCCAGCUCUGUCCACCUGCUGCUCCAACUGAUGCUGAGGAGCUUAGUUCUUGGCUCCACUCCUCCUGUCAGACUGUACUGGAUACUGUGGCUCCUUUAAAAACCAAACAGCCUAGAACUAAACCUAAACCAUGGUUUAACGAAAGGACUCGAGCUGUCAGACAAGAAUGUCGCAGAGCGGAACGGAAGUGGAGAAAAGACAAGCUGCAGGUGCACCUUCAGAUGUUUAGAGACUGCUGGCGUAAUUACCAGGACACAGUAAAAAUGUCCAAAAAKGAACACUUCUCUAWCGUAAUUCUGUCUCASMSMCAMMMCCSSYGUKYUCUYUAMUACUAUUGACUCUUUCCUUAACUCUCCUCACACUGCUGGUUUAGAAGCAUCUGUUCAGCUUUGUAAUAAUUUUAUGCAGUUUUKUAUUGAUAAGGUUACCUCCAUACARGCCUCCAUUUUACACCCAGACUCUGAYCCCUCUGUGUGUAAGCCCUGCUCUGUGGUUUUUAAUCAGUUUGAACCAGUGUCUCUGUCUCUGUUAGAGGAUAUGGUUGCCCAGAUUAAGCCCUCUGGUUCUCCAUGUGACACCCUUCCACCACAUUUUUUUAAAAUAAGUUUUCCCUUGUUUUAGGCACUUAGUUCUUGCCCUUUUUAACAGUAGUUUGUUAUCUGGUGUAGUUCCUGCUAAUUU